CAGGUAGUUGGUUAGAUGCAAUCGUGUCAAUAACGAAGCAGGGGUAACCAUGAGAAUAGCAGGAGCUGCAAAAUUGGUGGUAGCAGUAGCGGUGUUUCUGCUGACAUUUUAUGUCAUAUCUCAAGUAUUUGAAAUAAAAAUGGAUGCCAACCUAGGAAAUCUGUUUGCAAGGUCACCACUGGACCCCCCUGUACGCUCUACAAAACCCCCGAGAUAUAAAUGUGGAACUAUAAAAGCUUGUCCAGAGAAACACUUUGCUUUCAAAAUGGCAAGUGGAGCAGCCAACGUCGUUGGACCUAAAAUUUGUGUAGAAGAUAAUGUGUUGAUGAGUGGAGUUAAAAACAAUGUUGGGAGAGGCAUCAACAUAGCUUUGGUAAAUGGUAAAACAGGUGGAGGAGUGGACACAAAGUUCUUUGACAUGUGGGGUGGAGAUGUCGCCCCACUUAUUGAAUUCAUAAAGGCUAUUCCAGAUGGAACAAUUGUCUUAAUGGCAACCUAUGAUGACGGCGCCACUAAGCUUAAUGAAGAGGCACGGAAGCUAAUCUCUGAACUGGGAAGCACGUCCGUUAUAAACCUUGGCUUUAGAGACAAUUGGGUCUUCUGUGGUGGGAAAGGAAUCAAGACUAAAAGUCCAUUUGAACAGCAUAUUAAAAACAACAAAGAUACGAACAAGUAUGAAGGGUGGCCAGAAGUCGUAGAGAUGGAAGGGUGUAUCCCACAGAAGCAAGACUGAAGGAAUCGUGCAAACGACACAUACAAAACAGAAUGUUGGGAGAAAAAUGCACUUUCUGCUGCUGUUGGUUUUUGGAGAGAGAAUACUGUCUAUGGGCAGGAUCCUUCCAGGAUGGUACCUUGCACAAGCGCUGUAGAAAUGACUAGGAGUUGCACAAGAACAUGGUGAAGGACUCCCAUUUAUCUAA
Molecule: messenger RNA, 920 nt
Organism: Euleptes europaea (tarantolino)
Lineage: Eukaryota; Metazoa; Chordata; Lepidosauria; Squamata; Sphaerodactylidae
Gene: FAM3C
Product: FAM3 metabolism regulating signaling molecule C
Exons: 9
Coding region: 50-733 (227 amino acids)
Source: RefSeq, a predicted model, not a curated record